Molecule: messenger RNA, 753 nt
Organism: Adineta steineri
Lineage: Eukaryota; Metazoa; Rotifera; Eurotatoria; Adinetida; Adinetidae
Source: the annotation of a GenBank genome assembly
AUGGAAAAUAAUAAUCAAGUCUGGUGUAUUCCAAAUGAUUGUAUUCCAUUUCUUGCAGCUGCUACAUCAUGGGAUCAAAUGUAUAUAAAUCUUGGCAAUAAAUUUCUAUAUGAUGCAACUGAUAAAAUUCUAACACAAAUUCGUGAUUUAAUAGAUUUAGAUGAACCAAAUAUAAAUCAAGAUUUACUUAUUGCAAAUGUAUCUGAAAAGAUUUUUUAUGAUUAUCGAUCAAUUACAAGGGAUAUUGAUAAAACAUAUGAACAAAGCAUUAAUGAUGUUUUUCAUCAAUAUAAAAAUAUAAUUUCAUCUCGAGCAACUAGUGGUGAUAUACCUGAUGAAUGUAUUAAAGAGAUUGUAUGUGGUAUGGAACAGUUUAAAACUCGUCUCUUAGCGCGUGCAGGAAAGAUGAAGACACCAAUUGAAGUUAGUGCGGAAAAAACCGAAAUUAAACAUUUCGAUAAAGAGAAUAAAAGAAGUAGAAAAUAUAAUAACGAUAAUGUAGCAUUUACUCAAGAUAAUAUCGCUAAAUUAAAAAUAAAUGAAAUAGAUCCAAAAAUAAAUAUUCAUUCAAAGCAACAAGAACAAAUUGAUAAUUCGAAAUUAAUUCCAAAUGCUCAAAUGGCAAAGAAAAGUAGUUCAAAUUAUGAAACAAAUUCUUUAGGAAAAGAGCAUAUUCUUGAUGAAGUCAGUCCAGCACCAUAUGAACAAAAAUUUCAUCAUAAUCGAAAAAAACAUGAUUAUGAAAGUGAAUAA